Rhododendron vialii is the source of this 1404-nucleotide messenger RNA. RefSeq names its product F-box/kelch-repeat protein At3g23880-like. NCBI's taxonomy places the organism in Eukaryota, Viridiplantae, Streptophyta, Magnoliopsida, Ericales, Ericaceae. Gene Ontology annotation, molecular function: protein binding. The record is from RefSeq and is a predicted model, not a curated record. The coding region runs from base 20 to 1195 and encodes 391 amino acids. The transcript has a single exon.
CUGAGCAAAAGCACCAUCCAUGGCAAUCGAAAGAAACCCGAUACGUCGAAAACCUGAUUGGGCCGAAGAUUCAAAGCCAUUGCCAAAUCUCCCUCAAGAAAUUAUUGUCGAAAUACUCUCGAGACUUUCCGUCAAGUCUCUAUUGCGAUUCACGUGCGCUUGCAAAUCAUGGCGUUCUUUGAUCUCUCAUCCGAAAUUCGCAAAAACCCAUCUAAGUGUAGCAUCGUUAAACACCGAUUAUACCCACGAUAGACUCCUCCUAAGGAAUAAAGGAUAUUACCAUCCCGAUCUCAACUCAUGUUCUAUUUCUGCUAUUAUGUAUGAGCAAUCUGCUACUGCUGUUAGUCUUGAUUGCCCUUUUGUUGGAUCUCCUGAUUCGAUUUCGAUUGUGGGUUCCUGCAAUGGAUUGGUGUGCAUCACUAUUCACAAGUCAACGAUAAUUCUAUGGAACCCAUCUACGAGGAAAGCCAAGAAAUUGCCCGAAAUUGGAAUGCAGCUCAAUGAGCUCACAGAUUCCGAGCACGCUUUUUCGCCUAUGUGGCUUCAUGUUUAUGGAUUUGGUUAUGACGAGUCUAUUGAUGAUUACAAGGUGGUGGUAGUUUUCCAUGUUAGAUUUAAAUAUAUGCAAAGUCAAAAUAGAGUGGCGGUGUAUACGUCAAGGACUGAUUCUUGGAGGAGGAUUGGAGACUGUCCUCAUUGUCUUGAUAGGACUUGUUUAGGGAAAUUUGCGAGUGGGGCACUCCAUUGGAUUCCGAUUGUCCGGUCCAAGGACAUUAUUGUCUCUCUUGAUUUGGCUAGAGAGACAUUUGGGGAGGUUUCACAACCUGAUUAUGUUGAUUCUUGUCGUAACUUGACAAUGGAUGUUGUAGGUGGAUGCCUCUAUACGCUCUACAAUUCUAAUAGAUUGGGUGUUGAGCUAUGGGUGAUGAAGGAAUAUGGUAUAAGAGAGUCUUGGACCAAGUUGGUUGCGAUUCAUGAUAAGACACAUUCAUUGUAUGGUCAGCUUUUCAAACCAUUGUUCAUUUUGAAGAAUGGCGACAUUUUAAUGGCUGUUAGGGGGCAUUUAGUUCAGUACAAUCCGAAAGAUGGAAGUUUUUUUUAUCGAACGGUUGACAAGUGUUUCCUAUCUUUUCGUGCUUAUCCCUAUAUUGGGAGUCUAGUUUCACCCGACACUGAUGCAGACAAUAGAGUUUAGUGACAACGCCAACGUUGAAGGGGAUGAAGGUAAAAUUUGAUGUUUUAUUGUCUCUUACCACACUUUUCCAACUUUAAAUAGAGUCAUAGUUUUUCGUAUUUACCGUUUUUCAUCACUCAUUGAUGUAUUCUGUGUAGAUGAUACAAGCAACUAAGUGUUUUUAUUAUUUUUUCUCAUGAUACAAGCAAUAAAGCAGAUAGUAAACUCCA